AUGAUCCUAGAACUACAGAAAUAUAAUUUUACAAUCAAAUACAAGAAAGGAGCCGAAAUUUAUGUAGCCGACACAUUGUCCCGGGCACCAGAAGACUGUCACUCUCAGAGCUGCGUCGAAAUCUACAAAAUCGACAAAGAAUUCAGGCAAUUGAACAACAUUAAUGACAUCGAAGAUAAACCCAUUAGUACCAAAGACAACGUUAUGCAAAUUUUAAUAAAGACGAUUAAAGACGGUUGGACCGAGGACAAGUCAAAAGUGAACGACAACAUCAAACAAUAUUGGAAAGUAAGAGACGAGUUAAUAACAAACAAUAAUUUGCUUUUUAAAGGUAAUCGACUUGUAGUACCACCACAAAUGAGACGCGAAAUAUUGAACAAACCACACCAAGGCAUGGAAUCAACACUAAAACUGGCAAGAGAAACCGUUUAUUGGAUAGGCAUUACCGACGAAAUCAAACAGAUGAUCCAAGCCUGCGAAAUAUGCAACGUAGAUGCAAGACUACAGCAACGAGAACCACUAAUAAUUCCCGUGAUUCCCCGCACUCCAUUCGAAAUCAUUUCCAUGGACGUCUUCGAGUUUCCGACAAAAAAUAAAACAAAAUAUUUUCUAAUCACCGUGGAUCACUAUUCAGACUUUUUUGAAAUCGAUGAGUUAGAUAAUUUGUCAGCCACACUUAGUAGACAUGGUGUACCCGGCAAAGUCAUUACAGAUAAUGGGACCAACUUCAUGAACUCAGAGUUCAGGAAAUUCGCAGACAAAUGGGAAUUCAAUCAUCAAACGUCAAGCCCACAUCACCAACAAGCUAAUGGGAAAGCGGAAGCAGCUGUAAAGAUCGCGAAACACCUGUUGAAAAAGACCUUAGCCACGAACUCGGACUUCUACAAAGCAUUACUAAUUUGGAGAAAUACACCAAACAACAUCGGCUCCAGCCCAGCCAAACGUCUGUUUUGCAGAUGGCUAAGAUGCGACAUUCCGGCCACUAAUCUAAACCAAGAAGUAGUACCAGACGUACCAAAUCAAAUAAAACAACAACGGACAUAUAACAAAAAAUACUUCGACAAAGGAACACAAAAGGAGAAAGAUCUAAAAAUAGGAGACGAGACGAAACACUAUUCACAUAAUGAAACCAAACACCAAGAAACGGAAGUCGCACGAAUCACAGACUCACCUUCAAAUGGCAAACGACCACCUUAUCGAACCACCUCAUCAAAAACCUCAGGAACCACAGCCUCAUCUCCAGGUACCAAAUGA
Rhagoletis pomonella (apple maggot) is the source of this 1254-nucleotide messenger RNA. RefSeq lists its product as uncharacterized. Gene Ontology annotation, molecular function: nucleic acid binding. The record is from RefSeq and is a predicted model, not a curated record. Gene Ontology annotation, biological process: DNA integration. Lineage: Eukaryota; Metazoa; Arthropoda; Insecta; Diptera; Tephritidae.